AUGGAAUGUCCUAUUUGCCAUGAAAGUGAAGAAUCGAUUGUGCAUUGCUUGGUCGAAUGUCCAGCUGCUCAAAUUUGCUGGAAUAAGGUUGGAAUUGGCACUGGGGUGCCCACGGCUGCUGGUUUUUCCAGCUGGUUUGAGGCUUGUUUUAAGCAGCUCAAUGAUAAUAGGCAAGAUCUUCUUGCUGCCAAUUGUUGGGCAAUUUGGGGGGCCCGCAAUGACAAGGUUUGGAAUCAAAAAAAUGUUGUUGCAUCGAAGGUUGUAUCAUCUGCGAUAAGUUAUCUUGAACAGUGGAAGAUUGCUCAAGUUUUUGGUUUAGAAACUACAUUAUCUGGUCUAUCCAAAGAUGAUGGGGCAGAGCAAUGGAGGUUACCACCGUUAAAUAGUGUCAAGAUCAACGUAGAUGAAGCUAUCUUUUGCAUAUCUAAACGGAUUCGGCCUUGGCUUGGUUGCGAGAGAUGA
Molecule: messenger RNA, 462 nt
Organism: Cannabis sativa
Lineage: Eukaryota; Viridiplantae; Streptophyta; Magnoliopsida; Rosales; Cannabaceae
Exons: 1
Coding region: 1-462 (153 amino acids)
Source: RefSeq, a predicted model, not a curated record